Molecule: messenger RNA, 1943 nt
Organism: Sapajus apella (tufted capuchin)
Lineage: Eukaryota; Metazoa; Chordata; Mammalia; Primates; Cebidae
Source: RefSeq, a predicted model, not a curated record
AUGGCGAGUGACUGGGUCGACAAGAUACCGUGGCCACUGGUUCCCUCCACGCGCGACAAGUGGGCUCGUGACAGCGUCCUUGUGCCUUCGAUUUGUCCCGGAGCCCUCCCCUGCCUUUUUGAUCUCAAACUCACCCCAGCUCUCCUGGCGAGUAUUUUAAAACACGACUCUGCUCCACAUCAGCUCUGUCGUCGGCACCUGUCAGCGACCAGCAGACAAGCUGAAAUUCCCCUUUCAGCUGUCACUGGCGAUGACACCCACAUCUAUCACUGGCGAUGUUUUGGGACUUGGAAAGCACUCACCUAUUUUGUGGGGGAUGGGAAAGCCCACAGAAAAGCCUCCUGCAAGGGGAAGGAGCAACAGCCCCCGCUCUCCAACGGCUCACCGCCCUGGGCGCGCCACCACCUCUGCUGCGCGGAGUCCGCCCCGAGCGCGCACGCGCGCCGUGCACCUGCCCCAACGAGCCCAGCUGCGGCCCGCUGGUUCUUCCGUCAGCUCCGGCUACGCCCGCGCUGUGCCUGCAGGGAGUGUCCGUCACUCUCAGCUCUCAGGGUGUCUCCCUUUCCAGGACCGCUAGGAAGUAGGGUACCCUUUACCUCUCAUGUUUACAUCCCUUUCAUUCUUCCUCCGGGCAAUUCAAAUCCAUUCACAGCCGCCACAGACCACUUGCGCGCGCGCAGCUGCACCUUUAAAGAAACUCUCAAGUCCUGGCAGCCAGAACACCCGCUUUCGGGCGGGGCGGCGGGGCUCCCCCUCCCCUUGCCUCCUCUCUGCAGAUCUUUAUGCUCUGGGGAGGGAUGGCCGCACACUCUGGCGAGGACGAAGGUGAUGCAUAACGCAGAGGUCAGUUUUGCACAGUUCGAGCAAAAGGACCCCCCACCAGCAUCCCCACCUGGUCAGUUUCCCUCUCUGGUACCCCUCGAAGGACGAGGAGUAACAGAAGCCCGAGGGACAGAAAACUGAGGCCCCGCGGUGGCGGAGUUGGAAGGGGAUGUGAGUCCGGGAGAGUCCGGGGGCCGCAGGGAGAGGGCGCAGAAGCUCGAGCGCACCGAGCCAGAGGCCCCCUCUUCCGUCGCGCGGGGCUGGAGGUGCAGGCGCCAGGUCCGCGGCGCGGCCCGGCUACGUGUCGCUCCUCCGCGCGCCGCCCGCUGCCGCCCGUACCCGCGGGCCGCCGCCGCCGCCGCCGCUGCCCCCCGCCGAGUCCGCGGCCGCACCCUCGGGCCGAUACUUGAGCCAGCAGAUGACCCAGGUGACAACGACCGAGAAGAGCGCCAGGAUGCUGGCCACCGACAGGCAGAUGGGCCCCACGGGCGAGGGCGAGGGCGACCCGGUGGCCGGUGCUUCGCCAGGGGGCGCCCCGCCUCCGGGGGGUCCCCCGCCGCCGUAGUGGUUGACGAAGAUGAGGCCGGUGAAGAGCAGCACCACCAUGGAGAGGAAGGAGAAGACCACGCACACGCAGCCAGCGAAAUAUUGCCGAAAUUUAAAGAAGGACGAAGACACAAACUCAUAGGUGAGUCUUGCUGUUUUCCUGCCGCUGACCACAGCAAAUCGAGGUUGGGCCUCACCCUACGAGCAGGGAACCUACCUUCCUCCUCAACACAAGAAAAGAUGGCUGUGGAAUGUUCUGGAUUCCCACAAGUUGGGAAUGUUCCUACUUUUUCUUCAGAUUCUCUGCAGACGACAGCAAGAUGCCCCCAGGGAAUGUUUGCGAAAAGGAUGAAUGGAUUGAAGCAAGCUGAAGAAAAAGAAGGAAGGAAAGAGAGACACCAGUAAAUCACCAAUGUAAAGAAAAGAGGUGGAGAAGAGGACUUACACAUAUUGUUUCUAUGACAUUUGAAAAUAAUUUUUUUACUCUAUACUAAUGGUGAAUGUAAUGUCUUCAGUUUAAGGGGCUUUAAGUGAAGUUCAUUAAAACCCACUACUUUCCAUUUUCUAGUUUUAAA